AUGGAAGUAAUUAAAACUUUUAUGUGGCAUAUUGCAUGCCGUUAGAAAGAAGAUAGACCAAAGAACUUUUAAAAAAAUUGGAAGAUCAUAAUCAAAGGUAGUUUUUUUUUUAUUGCAAUCGAAAGUUGAAAGUUUAAAUAAAAAUUUAUUUCUUUCAAAAACAUUUUAAUUCACAAAAAAAAGUUGUGAUGGUACUACUGCGUUAUUUUCAUUCCAGGAGAUCCGCAUUACAUUGAACAUUAAAUCAAAACCAAAAAAUGGUGGCAAUAACAAUUACUUUUUUUUUAGUUUGAAGUUAAGUGCUCAAUUUCGGAUUUUUUCAAGAAAAGAACUAAAAUUUAUCCAUAAAUUAUUCCGUGAGGUGUGGAUUUUUUUUUUUAAGCUGAGAAGGUAGCUUCUGACUGCUUCUAUCCGGAAUUUUCUUUUGGCAAACGAUGCGCCAAACACCCUGUAUUUAGCGUUAACAUCUGAUAUUUGGACAUCAGACAGUAACAAAAGUUUUAUAAGUCUGACUGCAUAUUACAUAUAUUAAUAUAAGUUGAAAUCUGUAGCUAUUUCAACUUCAGAAAUACAAAUACACCACACGGCUUUGAAUUUUGCAUUGGCUGUCCAGGGGUAAUGGACCAGUAGCAAAUAAGCGCAAAAGUAGAAACUUUUUUCAUAGAUAAUACUGCAGCUAUGAAAUAAGCUGUAAGUGAAUGUUUGACUAAGCGAAAUCAUUUUUGUGUUGCUCAUACACUUUAAUCUCGCGGUUUAAUCUCGCCAGCUUAGCACGAUGGUAUUAUAAUGCAGCUAUGUAAGCACGAUGCAUUAAGGAGUGACAAAGUUGGUGAUGUAAGCCUUUUUAUUAUUAGUUAAAGAAAAUACCUAGACUUUUGGAAAUUAUAGUAAAUUUAACUAUAAUUUUACCUAAAAGUUUCUAAAACACAUGGCACACCGAAAGUAAACUUGUUGUUCGUUAUUUACAAGGUCCCCUUGUGAUUAAAAUUCCAAACUCUCCGGCUUAGUCUUCCAGGUAGGUUUUGGCGCCUGAAAAAAUUUGUUUCUUAUAUUUAUUUAAUUUGUUAGUGACCUCUUAACAAAAUUUCUUUGAAACUUACUACAAUUUUAAGCCACUUUAUUUUUUUAUACAUUACAAACUCUCCCAAUAGUUUAGAAAUAAAUGAUAUAGAAAAUGAAAGAAUUGAAACAGAUAAAAAUAUCAUUUGUCUAUUCCAUAUUAUUUUAACUAUUGAUGCGAAGCUAAGGGAAUAAACUGCUAAUAAUUCAAAAAAAGCAUUCACCCACUUGUCCAUCCAGUUAACUUGAGCUACGUAAUUCGAGUUCAACUCGAGUUAUGUGGAUUUUAACUCGGGUUAAAUUGAGUUUUGUUCUUUCCGAGAUGGCACAUCACUAGGAUGAGUGCCGCUGGUCCGGGGAAAAUGUUUCUGUGAAGGCUAACGGGCAGUUAUAUCGGGAACUUCUACAGAAGACUUUAACUCCCACCCGCAAUCGGAAAUUCCAGAACUAAUGUUUCUACAUGACAAUUGCGCAAUCCACACCACUCGCGUGGUUCAAAACUGGCUAGAGGCACAGUCAGACAUUCGAAUCGUGCGAUAAUAUGUGGGUAGUAAUGGUCCAAAGGUGGGACAAUAUAAACAAGAGGACGAAGGAGGCACUCAUCACUCAUUGUGAAACAGUUCGGGAGUCGCUACGAGCUUCUGACCUUUGUCAAAAUUUGGUACUCUCAAUGCGAUCGAGACUGGACGCAGUAAUAAAUGCCAAUGGUGCCGCGUUAAAAUAUUAAAUUCAAUUUAAAUUAUUUGAGCUGUCCUAGACCUUUCUUUUGCCCUAGACAUAUAUCGAGUUUCUUAAAUACUUGUACUUUUGCUACUAGUGACGGUAUUUUCAUCAAUGUUCACACAAACAAACAGUUGAAAGAAAUACUUUUUACUGUAAAUUUUCGAGAAUUAUAAUUAAUUUGUCAUUAAAAUAUCUGGUGUAAUAUUUUAUUAUCUAUAUAGUAGAUUGAUAAAAUAAUAUAGUAGAUUAAUCUAAUUUCAGAAAGAAUGUUUUACCUUAAAGUAGCGUGUAACGUUGCAAAAUAUUGCAGUUACAAAAUAUCGAUUAGUAUCAAUAAAAGAUUAUUGAUAGGCCAAAUGGCAGGUUCCAGUGCCAUUAAAUUGAGUCCUUGAUAGAGGACGCAGAAUGACGUCGAGGUUGCUUUUUGAAGGAACGAAUCUAAAGAAAUAGAUCGUCUUUUCUUUUUUUUUUUCAAAUUUCAAAUAAGGAACAGGAAAUGUAUAUCUGGAUGAAUCCUGAUAUUUAGAAUAAUAACAUGGUAAAUAGAUUAUUCCAUUCUAGGAAUCCUCAUGCGAUGGUCAAGUAAUUACUUGUAUUCUCGCAAUCACAUUUUCCUUAUGAUCUUACAGGUCGGCGGGAUGGGUUGGCGGAGAAGAUUUUAUUUGUUUAACAUCUUUAAAUAAAAUAGCCGAUGCUAUUUUGUUGGCACUCCGCCGUAAGUACAAUUUUAAAAUAAAACGAUUUGUAAGUUUUGUAGUUAUGAGAAACAUAUGGUAAUCCAUGACAUUUUGUUUCAGAUGGGAAUUUAUUAGAAUUCACAGAGAUUUAAGUUUUUAUUUUAUAUUCAUAAUGAAUAUAUAAAAUGAUGAAUGGAAAUAUCAUGUGGCAGAGUACAAGAAGAUAAUAUUUCCAGCUUUUACAUUUCAUUUUAUAGAUGGUAGAUCUAUAAAAAGACGUUUCAAAUUUAUAUACAACGUGUCCCAAAAUUCAACGAUAAGCGGGCGCCAAGAGGUAGACCUGCUCAUGUGUACUUAUGGAAAAUUAAGAAAAAAAUUAUAUCUUAUUAAUCUUUUUUAUUAUAAAAUAAAAUUCGAAAAUUUUCGAAAGAGUUGUAGCGAAUAGUAGUGCUACUUAGGUAUCCGAUACCAAAAAAAGAUUCAACAUAAUUGAGAAGUUGUGGUCGUGGUAGUUGAAAAUAUCAUAAAAGGUGUAAAUUUUCGAAGAUUUUCGAAUUUAAUUUUAUAAUAAAAAAGAUAAGAUAUAAUUUUUUUCUUAUUUUUCCAUAAGUACACAUGAGCAAGGGCACCUCUUGGCGCCCGCUUAUCGUUGAAUUUUGGGACACGUUGUAUACUUAUAACGGCGAGGUGGAUUCCAUGUUCACCUUAGAGAAGCAUGUGAAGAGGACGUAGCCGUUGGGUCAAGUUACAAGCAAUUGUUGAGUUUAUAUCCCUGCCUUAAUGAGAAGACAAGGUUAGUGAAACAAGUCUUUUAUUUUUGUGCUGGUUGGCAGACGCUCGCACAUAUUUGUGUUUGUUCAUGUUUCCCUCCAGGUCACUGUCAUCUAACGGCAGGGGCCAAGGUUGUUUUUUUUAUUAUUAUUGUAGAACUUUGGUUAAAUUCGAUCAACAUCGCGAACCAACAGAAAGCGACCCUCUUUUCAGACUUAGGUCAUUUAUUAUUUUUUUACAUCUCAAAUGAUGUCCAAGACAUGUGUUAAUGUUAACAUAGGUACUUAAAUUAUGAAUACUAUUAAUUAUAAUAAAUCAAUAUACCUGUACUAAAGAAUUAGUUAAUUAAUAAAUUGGACAUUGAGACAAAACUCUGUGUUUAUUAUAUCACAAAUUUACUAUUUUACCCUUUUAUUUUGUAUAGGAAAAUAACACCCUUACAAGCGGUUAAUCUUUCGUGACGGGAUAUACUCUCACGCAUAUCCGUGUUUGGUCGUUGAAUGAGAGGCGUAACCAAACAUAACAACUCACUAUAGGCAUAUUCGUCUAUCCGUCGAUAAUUCCGCCAAUCGUUUUUCGUGAAUUUUUCUAUUCAACAGAUAUUUUUUGUCCACUUUGAUCGUUUACGUUUAGACUUUUGCAUUUUAAUUUUUUACUAGCAAACACUUGCAAAAUAAUAGCAGAAGAAGUACUUCUUCAUUGGGAAACAAUGUUUCCACGCCGCCGAUGUUGACAAGAAUGUGGCUUGCGCGUACUUAACUGUGCUGUGUGGCAGACACGUCCGUGUUCAGUCUUUUCAUGCGAGAAGCAUGCGCAAGCAAAACUGUAGUCAAGCAUGAACGUGUGGUAGGCGCUUAAGAAGGGCUUUCAAAUCGAUACACGACACCACGGACUAGAUAGUGAUGCAUGCAUGUUUGCAAACGCUGCAUUUGGUCGCUUUCAAGUUGACCACGCUAUAAGUGCAUUACAUCGAUCAGUCGCAAGUCAUGAGGAAAUAAAAGUCAACAUUCUGUCUUACGAUCAUAAGUAUACUAAAUCCAUAGUUAGGAAUAUUUAUAAGUAUCGCAGUCGGAGUUUUCUGGUUCAAGAUAAGUCUCCUGGUCUUCCAUGGACUGAGAGAGGAUACAAGACUAAAGUAUGUGUGCUCAAGAAUAAAAAAGCACGCAAUGAGAUACUUGCACCUUGGGACGCGAUAGGAAGAGGACGAGACACAGGACUACCAGACACAGCAGCAUUCUUUAGAGUUCAAGAUGUUACGCUUGAUAAUAACAAGAUUCGUGGAGAAUGGGGUGUGCCAUUAGAUGUGAUAUCAAAGGAGGCGUGCUUCUUUCUACCAUCAAGUUUAUUAAAGAUUACUACUGCACCGAAAGCUUAUAGACUUGAGAUGGUUACAGGGGAUAUGGCUUAUAUCGAUGAUAUGAUUCGUUAUCAUAAAGGGAAACCAAUGAUUGGACUGACUUUAGUCGAUUCGAUAAAACAGUACCACUAUGGCUUAUAAGAGAUACAUUUUAUAUGGUGUUCGACUCAAUGGACUUAGAGCAUGUGACAGGUAGUAAUGAUGCAGGAAUGUAAACCCGGAUAGGACUUGAAGGCUUAUAGACCGCUUGAUCAGGUAUUUUAUAAAUACACCAGUAUCGUUUGCUGUCUGUGAACGUUAUUAAGUCAGGUGGAGUACCUACAGGAUCAGUGUUUACCAACAUCAUUGACACCAUAGUUACCAUAUAUUUAUAACUAGAUACUGUGUUUAUGAGACGACAGCACACUUACCACUCGGUGAGAUGUACCUAGGAGACGAUUCGUUUGUGAUAUGUGACGGGAAGAUUAAUCUUGAUGAUUUGAGUGCUUUAGCUUUUAAGAGUUUGGUGUGAUGAUUCAUCCAGAUAAGAGUUAACGGAUUACAUUUUGUUAAGGAACCCCAGUAAUGGUAAAACACGGAGUAUUUUUUUGGGACCUUGCUUAGUAUUAGAGAACUUAGGAGCACAUGUUAAGAUAC
Messenger RNA from Diatraea saccharalis (sugarcane borer), 5223 nucleotides. The record is from the annotation of a GenBank genome assembly. Lineage: Eukaryota; Metazoa; Arthropoda; Insecta; Lepidoptera; Crambidae.